CUCUCUGCCGCCUGCCUUCUUCACUCCUCCUCCGGGGGGUCCUCUACCAGCGUCUGCCCUCGGCCUUGGGGGACACAACCAAGCCAGUAGGGACCUAAUCCGAGGGGAGAGCAGCCAGGUGAGCCCAGAAAGGUGGGGCGGGGCGGGGGCGCUCUGGGCCCCACCCCGGGAUCCGGUGACGCCGGGGCUGGAAUUUGACACCGGACGGCGGGCAGCAGGCUGCUGAGGGAUGGAGUGGGGCUCGGCCCCCAGACACGGCCCGCGGGCUCUGCCAGCAGCAAGUCCCUCAGGCCCCAGUCCUUGCUUCGACGGGAGCUCAGAGGCCCGCAUCCGAGAGAUGGAACUUGGAUUUGGAGGCCCUACUGUGCUGCUCCACUGCCACUGGCCUAGGCAGCAGCCAGCCUUGUGGCCUACACUGGCUGUUCUGGCCCUGCUCAUCAGUGUCACAGAGUCCUCACUGGGCCCUGAGCCCCGCAAUCCCGUCACUCACCAAGGCCCCGCAGCAAUGCUGACGUCCCAUACCGACCACCUGCCAGGUGGACGCCUCGUCCAUCUGUGUGGCAAAAGAACCCGCCCACCACCUCUGCACCCUCCCCAGCCUGCGCCCCUUCCGUCGUCCCCGCCCCUGCCUACUUCGCCCCGCGGAGGCCGCACUGCUCGAGCAGGGGCCCGAGGCAGUCGCGCAGGGGCCGCAGGGUCGCGGGGCUGCCGCCUGCGCUCGCAGCUGGUGCCGGUGCGCGCACUGGGCCUGGGCCACAGCUCAGAAGAGCUGGUGCGUUUCCGCUUCUGCAGCGGUUCCUGUCGUCGUGCGCGCUCCCCACACGACCUCAGCCUGGCCAGCUUGCUAGGCGCCCGAGCCCUUCGGCCGCCUCCAGGUUCCCGGCCAGUCACCCAGCCCUGCUGCCGGCCCACUCACUACGAAGCCGUCACCUUCAUGGACGUCAACAGCACCUGGAGGACUGUGGACCGCCUUUCAGCAACUGCCUGUGGUUGCCUAGGCUGAAAGCUCUCUCCAAGAGAUUGUAGACUGGGCUCCUGAGCAUGCAUCUUCCUGUCUGCGAGCCUCCUGCAGGGUCCUGCUGGCUGGGAGGCCUCAGUCAGCCAUGAAAGCCUCAGAGCUGAGGUCCCAGCACAGUGGGUGAUGGUCAUGAUCCUGGAGAGGUGGAAGGACUACUGGACACGCCAGCAGCUUCCAGGUGCUCAUCCUGGGGCCCCAACACUAUAACGUCAGAGACCUCAGCUCCGAGACCUUAAUGCCCACCUCUCACAGAUUCUGGGACUGGCCAGGCCUGGGGAGACGCCUCUAGAGAAUACAGCAGUGGCCCAGGCCCUGGGUGGGUGGAAUUGGAGGACACAUACUGUAGCUGUGGUGGAAAGUGCCUGUACUGGAGAUGGCCUUAUCCUCACUGAUGGAGCUGGAUGCAUAUUUAUUAUUUCUAAGUUAUUUAUUUACUUCAGUGGUUUGUUGGAUUGUUUCAUGGGCUUGGCUGGAGAUGCACGUGCUCUACAU
Messenger RNA from Octodon degus (degu), 1510 nucleotides. It is a transcript of the gene Artn, whose product is annotated as artemin. Lineage: Eukaryota; Metazoa; Chordata; Mammalia; Rodentia; Octodontidae. Gene Ontology annotation, molecular function: receptor tyrosine kinase binding; growth factor activity; glial cell-derived neurotrophic factor receptor binding. The transcript has 4 exons. The record is from RefSeq and is a predicted model, not a curated record. Bases 230 to 1003 code for a protein of 257 amino acids.